GAACUUGGCAGCGUAUACGUUGAAUGUCAAAUGUUGAUGGAAAAAGAAAUAUAAAGAAAAAAAAAAAGAUUCUGUGAACAUUUUAGUGAAGAAAUUUUGAUUAUAAAUUAUUGCAAGUGGUGAAACAUAACUGAAAUAAUGAAGGCGCUGAAGUUCUAACGUGUAUUUCACAGCCAAUAUUGUUACAAAACCAAUAAGUUAUUCGAUAUCUAGUUGGUUGCAGCAUCUGUGUAAAGUAUAUUUUUGCGUGACUUUUACGAGAAAAAAGUACACAGAAUUUUGAUUUGGAAGUGAUGUCUGAGUUCUCUAUCUUCAGCUGUAAAUUGUUGUUAAAUUAUUAUUGACUCGAUUCUUGUUUAAAAAACCAUUUGUUAUAAAUCUUCAGCAGUGUUGUGUAUGCUUUGAUGCAGCUAACCUUUAUUCGAGAGUGAAAAAGUAUGACCCAUAAAUAUGCUAAACAGCUAGAAGUCUGUCAUGUUACAUUGAUUAUUUUGACGAUAUAAUCAAAACGAACUUUUUUUUUUGCCCAUUGUGUCAUCACUGCUGUUCGUGAUUGAAGAAGUGAUAUAUUCAUUCGUACAGACGUUGAAAAAGUUUUUCGAUAGCCAUGCAUCCCCAGCAUCACAACCAUCCUGCAAUAAAUAUGGGACAAUAUGUUCCACAUCAACAUCAUAUGUCAAACAUCAAUGUGAGCGUCCCACCACCCGUAAACCCACAACAUAAUCUGCAACGUGACUUCAACAGACAUAACCGCAUCAAUCACCAUAUGCAUCCACCUCCACCGGCGUAUCAUGGUCGUUCAAAUGUUUCAACCGGACCAAAACCAGCACCAUUGCCAAUGCAAAAUAAACCGCCACUAAUGGCAAACAAUGUUGUUCAAACUGCCAUACAACAGGGCGGAAGUCUACCGCUGAUGCAGCCGAAAACUAUCCUCAAACAUCCUUCGCAAUAUAAGCCAAUAAUAUCACAGCCACAACAGCAUCAACCUCAGACAUCGCAACCGUCGACAUUGGAUGGUAAAGUAACAAGCAAUGUCAACAAUGUUCAAACUUUAGCUACCGCCAGCACGUUACACUCAAUACCUAGUCAGUCACAUUCGAAUAAUUUGCCUGGAGGAGCUCACAAUCCUGUAGAGAAAGUAAAACCUAACACAACAGCAGAAAAAACCGUCCCCAAAUACAAUGCUGUUUCAUCUUCCAAGCAAUUAAAUAAAUCUUCCACAACACCAACAACAUCACCGGAUACGUCUAUUAUAGAAGUUUCGGCGGCUAGUGACCAAAUAAAACAAUUGUCUAUUGGCGACAGCGUGGGUCAAAGCAAGGACAAGACUCCUAUGUGUCUGGUCAAUGAAUUAGCUCGGUUUAACAAGAUUACCCAUCAAUACCGCUUAACGGGAGAACAAGGUCCGGCCCAUAAAAAACGUUUUACCGUAACGCUUAAGCUGGGAGAAGAAGAGUAUUCAUCAGACGGAGCCAGUAUUAAAAAAGCGCAACAUUUAGCUGCAGCUGAUGCAAUCACUAAAACACAGUACAAACAUCCGCCAGCAAAACUAAAUCGUUCGCGCAUCAAUGGCAAAAUCGAUGGCAGAGGUAAUGAUUUAGGAAACAUAACGCCGACCGUGGAAUUAAAUGCUCUAGCUAUGAAGCGUGGUGAGCCAGCUAUUUAUAUGAUUGAUUCACCGGCAUCGGGUCAGUUGAAUAUGGGUGGAAGUCAAGUUCCUCCACAUGGUGUACCAAUGCCUCCUCAACCGAAUCAGUUCAUGCCUCCGAAUCCAGCUGGUUACAACAGUCAGUACGGAUAUUAUCAACCGAGGAACAAUCCACAAGGUCACUUCUAUCCACAGCAGCGGUUCGGACAUGAUCGACGGCCUAUGGGAAGAGGAUACGGUAAAUUGGAGAGAUACAGCCAAUGUCCCUACAAUUAUCCGACAGCAAGCGAAGAUCCUUACAAAGUGACACUGCAAGUAGGCCAAAGAAAAUUUGUUGGCAUUGGACAUACCGUACAAUCAGCUAGACACGAUGCAGCAUCAAAAGCAUUAGAAGUUCUCAAGCCAAUAACCCCCGAGUAUGUAGUGAAUGAAGCGAUGAAUACCAGCGAAGACGAUAUCAAUGCGGAACUGAAAUCUCCGGUUUCGCUUGUCCAUGAGAUGGCACUAAAAAGAGACUUGACCGUUUCGUUUGAAGUGAUAAGUGAAAAAGGACCUCCGCACAUGAAAAUAUUUGUGACUGGAUGUAGAGUGGGUGACAUAACGACUGAAGCGGAAGGUAACGGGAAAAAGCUUUCCAAGAAACGUGCCGCUGAAGCCAUGAUUAACAAGUUAAAGGAACUACCUCCAUCAUCACCAAUUGCACCAAUAGUUCGAGUUAAGCAAAUCAAACGAAAACCAUUACCAACGAAGAAGAAGACCCGCAAUUUGAUCAAAGAAAGUGAUGAAGAUAGCGAAGGAUUGAACCCCAUAUCACGAUUGAUUCACAUAGCCCAAACGAGAAAAGCUAAAGAGCCGGUUUAUACGCUUGUAGAAGAACGUGGAGCACCGCGGCGCCGAGAAUUUACCAUGGAAGUAUCGUGCGUCAAACAAACAGCUCAAGGCACAGGUCAAACGAAAAAACUUGCGAAAAGACAAGCUGCUCAAAAUCUGCUGAUUUCAUUAGGAUAUACCGUUCGAGCGUCACCAAAUCGGGACGCUGUGAAAGAUAGCAACGAUCAAAAUGAGAAAACAAAAUCUGUUAAAUUCCAAGAUUCAUCAAAAACAACAAACAUUUCAAAUAAAGUGGUCACCAACCAAGGAGGUACCGCUGGACGACAACUAGUACCAGGAUUGUUGCUCGUACAACAAGAUAGCAAAGUGAAUACGACCCCUAAAUGCAACAACAAUUCUGAAACAACCAAGACAAAUGACAUGCUCGACGCAAGUCAAACAUCUUCCCUGGACGAUUCCAUAGGCAAAAGUAAUUUGAACGUAUCAAGCGGAUCGGCGGAUAGUGGACUAUCGAAUGACGGUGUUCGACCAACCGAUCAACUGACUUAUUUGGCGCAAAUCUUAGGAUUUAAGGUCACCUACUCCGACUUCCCCAAAGGCAACCACGGUGAAUAUCUAACAUUGAUUACAUUAUCAACGGAACCGCCACAACUGUGCCAUGGUGCUGGCAGUAAUUUUGAAGCAUCACACGAUCAAGCCGCUUCAACUGCCCUGAAAAUGCUGAGCGAACUGGGUUUGCACAACGUUGUUCCGAACAAAAAAUGUCAAGAGCCAAAGACGGGUUCAGUGCCAAUUAGCAAUGGCAUUAACAAGUAAAGGAAUUCUAUAAAAUAUUUGUUGUAAAUGUAAGUACUUAAUUUAACACUUUUUUUUUCCAUUCUUUCUUUCUCUUUUGCUUUUAUAUAAACAAUUUUCGGUUCAUGCAGAUCGAUUUGUAUUUUCGUUUCGUUUCGUUUGUGGAAAUAUGCUCCCUUUUAGUUGACAGUGAAGAAGAAUAGAGAAAAAUUUAAGAAAUAAAAAGAAAGAGAAAAUUAAUGUAGAACAAAAUGCAAUACAAAAAAAUACAAAACAAAAACAUUUUAAGUAUCAAAGUACACUUAAUAGCUUAUUAUAAUUGUCCGAGGAGAUUAAUUUAAAUAUUUAGCAAAAUUUGUUGAACUUUUUUUGUUUGUUUGAGUAAUGUAAUCAUUUCUUUUUUGUUUGCAAUUUAUUAUUCCUUUGUAAUUUUCUUUCCUACCUACUAUAACGCAUGAUGUGUACUUCGCAAAAAAAAAUUAUUAUACAAAAAAAGCAAAAGCUAAAUUGCAUAUAAUCGUUUCAGUUUAAAAGAAAAAUUCUUGUUACAUCAGGCAAUGAAUGAUAAACUAAGCUUCUUCAAUUGCUUUAAAAUUGUUUUUUCAACUCAUUUUGUUUGUUAAUGUUGAUCGGAGUGCGGAAAAUCGAUUUUGGCCUCUCUCUAUUUUCUGUUACGUGAAGUUAAUGUUAUGAAAAUGUCGAUAAAAAUUAUUAAAUUAUUUUCCAAAUUUAGAUAAGGUUUCUGUAGAUCCAGAAAAAGUCUGUCGUUCUGUCGAUUAAAGUCAUCGUUUUUAUUGGUUCGAAUCACCAUAGCAACUGGAGAUUGUACUUAAAUGUAUUAUUAUUGAUUUGGAUGCAUCCGAGUAUAUAUUCAAUAUUGCUGAGUUAUCACGCCACUCAACUCUUUUCAGUUGAUUUUUCUAAACUUUCAAAAUGUCUUCUCAUUGUUAUCAGUUUAACCUGUUUUAGAAACGGCAGGCCUAUCGAGGUGUAUUAAAGCUGUUAAUUCUGCUGUUCAGAAUAUCGCCUAGUGUUUGAUGUAAAAUCUUUUACUUCAAUUGUUCAUUUCUUACCCUAUAAAGCCACAUUGGUCGGAGCCUCUUAUCGUGAAAAAGUUUUCACGAAUUGUUAGAAUUUUUUCUUGAAUUUCACGAUUCAACGAAAUCAUUUUUUGAAUGCAGACAAUUGAAAUACACUCCUUGACAGCAGUAGUCAGUUCAAGGAAAGUUGGUCUAAUCUUAGUCUAGCUAAAGUACAAAAGAUAAACGGCAAAAUAUUGAUUUAGAAGAAGGUAAUCCUUCAAGAGAUGUAUGCGGUAUAGUACAGUCGAUGAACGAACAUUAUUUUCGUAUGUUUCUCGUUCGUAAGUAAGAGUUCUGUUGAAAUGUUUUUUUUGUAUUUCUAAUUUAGACAAAUAUCAUUUUACAAACGGUAAACGUACCGUCCUAUAAUUAUUAAAUCUGUUACUUCGUUUUGUUAAAUCCUCUACUAAUGUUUGAUGUAAAGUAAAUUACUCGUUCUAUUAAUUCUGGACAACGCUAAACAGCUUUGCUGCAAAAUAUGUUUGAUUAAAUUAAAUUUAAAAAAAUGGAAAUCAUUGAAACCCAUUUCAUUCUUACGUGUAAUUUGCUUGUACUAGUAGUACAAUGUACUACUAAAAUCUGUGCCGGUAACGCAAAAUCGUAACUGAAAUUCAUCGUGCUUUGAUGUCAUUAUGCUAAAGGCUAGUAUACAGUUCGUCAGACCGUUCCAAACGAAAAAUAUCAAAAAUAAGCGUUUACAUCGGGCUUACAUCAAGCACGAAAAAUAUUUUUGUAAACAUUUUACAGCAUUUUUUAGACAUUUUUCAUGAACUGUGCACUCAUCUUAAACGUACGUCCUAACUCUCAGUAAAAUUGUGCUGUUUCAGUACUUUGCACAACCUCUAACAUAACCGUUGUCGUUGUAUGUUACCGAAAGUUCAAUUUAUAUUUUCAAAGUUCCACAUCAUUUUCAUUGCGUCCAAUCUAAACAGAAACUGGUUCGCUUACACGAUGAAACGAAUGUGGAACGAAUAGAAGGAAAAUGGGUUCAAUGUAAAUUUGUCAUUUUGAAAAGCAGAAUGGAAUGCAUCAUCGGAAUGACUAUAAAUAAAAGUCACAAUUCCUUUUUGAGGCAUGUUGUGAAUUUGCAUCAAUUAAAAACUGUUACUAAAAUCGCUCUACGACCAUUGUAAAAUCAAAGAAUAUCUUGUUCGGACAAGCCUUCGAUUAAAAUGAAAAUGGCAUACGCACCAAUUUUAAUAAAUUGUCUUAUCGGUUACGAGUCAUGUACUGCAAACAAGCUAUGCAUUUUAAUUCAGAAAAAGAAAAGUGCACCAAAGUCAAUAAAAUAAAUUUUUAUCGUUGAUGUUUUACAUGUUUAUUGUUUUGAUUAACUAUAAACAAGUAGAAUUUUAUUAUUUAAAAAAAAAAAUUAACAAAAACCAAGAAAAUGAAAUAAAUUUUCCACAAAAAAAAAAUUAUGUUUAUGCCACUCAAGUAACACCUUAAAAGUAAAUAAACUUCUGGUUAUUCUGAAAUAAGAGAAGAGAAAAAUAUGAGUAAUUAAAUGAAUUAAGUUUCGUCAUACCACAAUAUCUAUACGUGAAGGAAAUUUAAACUUUGUUUGUUUCAUUAUAAAUAGAUGUAAUUUAAGUGUAAACGAUGUAAUAAUACAAACACACAAAACAUGUAAUGAAUAUGAUUAUAAUUUAUCUUAUUUGAAGAUGUAGUAUUAAUUAUGAAAUAAAACCGAAAAUGUUGUUACAAAUAGAUA
Messenger RNA from Bradysia coprophila, 6070 nucleotides. RefSeq names its product double-stranded RNA-binding protein Staufen (gene stau). The record is from RefSeq and is a predicted model, not a curated record. Gene Ontology annotation, molecular function: double-stranded RNA binding; mRNA binding. NCBI's taxonomy places the organism in Eukaryota, Metazoa, Arthropoda, Insecta, Diptera, Sciaridae. Gene Ontology annotation, biological process: protein localization to synapse; germ cell development; intracellular mRNA localization. Gene Ontology annotation, cellular component: neuronal cell body; plasma membrane; cytoplasmic stress granule.